AUGCAGGUUGAGCUCGUGAAGCAUCCGUUGCGCGUCUUUGAUCGACGGCUCGUCGGGCAGCCUGGCGCGCCACGGCUGUACAUCGGAGCCGUGGCGUUCGAUCUCGCCGUCGAUGAGGCUGCGCCGAUGGGAAUGCGCCGUUUCGAGCUCUCCAUGCCGUGGGGCGCUGCCACGCACCUCGCCGGCUUGAGGCUUGCCCGCCCGCCCACCUCUGACGGCAUUACUGUCCAACGGCCGCCUCCUCGCGGCCGGUUCACGUACAUCGCGUACGGCGACUCCAUCACGCACGGGUACUGCGCCGAGACGCCGUACCCGGGCUUGAUUGGCAGGCUCAACAACUGGACCGCAAUCAAUCUCGGCUGGGGAGGCAUCCGGGUCACGCCCCGGCACGGACCAGCGCUGGGCGCUAUCCCCGCCGACCUCAUCUCGAUGCUCAUUGGCACUAACGACUACGGCGGAGGAAACUGCGAAGUUGCGGCUGGCCUAUCUGAGACGCUCAAUGGCAUCCGGGAGGCUCAGCCGGACGUCCCGCUCGUCGUCAUCACGAUGAUUCUCCGGAGGGAGGUGAACAGGCGCAUCCACGCCGGCGACCGGAACCUCCACCUAGUCGAGGGUGGUGGGCUGCUCUCGCUCGGCGACCUCGGCGAUGGCCUUCAUCCGGCCGGCACAGACGCGAUGGAGAAGCUCGCGAGAGGCAUCAAUGCCCACUUUCACCGUCUGGGCCUUGCGCGCACUUUUCACUGCUACGCAGAGCGCUACCCGCACCUGCUCGAGGAGUACUGCGGCGGUACCGCCACCGAGCACAACCACAGGGCCCGCGGUCACGCGGCGACGAGCGCUGCGACGACUGCCGCAAUCUGGUGCUCCGCCGUGGUUGGGGCGGGCGCGCUCGCCGUGGCGUUCGGAAUGCUCCUCCGGGCCAAGGGGCACACCCGCUUCGCGAAAGUCCUCGGCUCCGAGGGCGAGUACGAGCUGGAGCCCGGGCCUGCCGACAGGGCCUUGCUCUCGGUCCCCACACUCAGCAGGGCCGUGCUCUCGCUCUUGGCUUGA
Messenger RNA from Emiliania huxleyi CCMP1516, 1050 nucleotides. RefSeq lists its product as hypothetical. The record is from RefSeq and is a predicted model, not a curated record. The transcript is spliced from 4 exons. The coding region runs from base 1 to 1050 and encodes 349 amino acids. Lineage: Eukaryota; Haptophyta; Isochrysidales; Noelaerhabdaceae.